AGGGGUGGUCAGACCCUUCUGGCUGGGGCCGAGUUGCACUUCGGCGCAAUCUCAGUGGCUCACUAUCUGGUGGGGCAACCUCGGGGAGUGAGGCGCCCAGCGUAUGCACGUGUUACCAAGGCUGAGCUCACUGAAUGGAGACGCUGUGUGACACGCCGUCUGGCUGAACGCCACAAUGGCAGCAUGGCUCAGACAGCGUCCCCAAGGCCACCCCAGCCAGCUUGGCUUGUCCAGGCUCUACCAGGGCAGCCACACUCAUUUCCACGGGCUUGCCAUCUCCCACCUCGGUGCUUGGAAAGCUCGUCAUAGGCAACGGCCCUAAGCAUGCAGGCGUGUUAUUUGUGGUGAUGACAGCACGCGAGGGCAGGGAGUGCGUCUGCCGUGCUUUGCUCCAAUGCCCGAGCAUAGGCCUGGCACACAGCACACAUUCAAGGAAGGUUUGCUGAGCCCAGAGGUGUUCUCCCACCUUUGAGAGGAUUACAAGACUGUGUAAAAGGAUGGUUGCAAACACUGUCAUACCACGGGAAACACCUGUCAUACCAUGGGCAAACACGUGUCAUGUCACGUGCAAACACUGUAUCAUACCACACGCAAAUACUGUACAUACCACAGGCAAGCACUGACAUACCAUGUGGAAACACUUGUCAUAUCACAUGCUAACAGUGUAUCAUACCAUAUGGAAACACCUAUCAUACCGCGUGCAAACACUGUAUCAUACCAGGUGCAAACACUAUAUCAUACCAGGUGCAAACACUGUAUCAUACCACGGGGAAACACUGUAUCAUACCACGGGGAAACACUGUAUCAUACCACGGGAAACACUAUCAUACCACAUGCAAACACUGUAUCAUACCAUGGGGAAACACUGUAUCAUACCACGGGCAAACACUGUAUCAUACCAGGUGCAAACACUAUAUCAUACCAGGGGCAAACAUGUAUCAUACCACGGGGAAACAUUGUAUCAUACCACGGGGAAACACUGUAUCAUACCACAGGAAACACUGUAUCAUACCACAUGCAAACACUGUAUCAUACCAUGUGUAGACACUGUAUCAUACCACAGGCAAACAUUAUCACACCACGGACAAACACUGUAUCACACCAUGGACAAACACUGUAUCACACCACGUGCAAACACUACUGUAUCAUACCACGGGCAAACACUGUAUCAUACAUGGGCAAACACUGUAUCAUACCACCUGCAAACACUUUAUCAUACGCAGGGAAACACUGUAUCAUACCGUGGGCAAACACUGUAUCAUACCGCGAGGAAACACUGUAUCAUACCGUGGGGAAACACUGUAUCACACCGCGGGGAAACACUGUCACACUGCGGGGAAACACUGUGUCAUACCACGUGCAACCACUGUCAUACCACGUGCAAGCACUGUCAUACCCGGUGGAUGCUUAUGAUACACUGUUUCGAUGUAAGAGAGUGUAACAAAGUGUUUAUACACAGAGCAUGUCUUCUGUUUGGCUGUGAACCCAUGGCUACCAGGCCUGGAGUUUGUCCUACCCCUGAGAGCCUCAGUCUUUGUGUCAGAGACAGCGGACUGAGAGAGGCCCUGGGCCCACCAGCACAGCCUGGGGAUUAGGCCUCCCUGUAAGGGCAGGCUGCACCCUAAUACCUGCCCUGGAGUCAGGGCUCACUCAGGCAACUCCGCCUCCACCAGGCAGGGCAGAGGCUGGAAUUCAGUCGUUUUGUGACUCGACUGUUUCUCCGGGGCGCAGUGUGGUUGUGGUGGGGCAAGGGACCCGACAGGAGAGGCACCUCCAGAUGUGCCAGUACUGGGGGUAGCGGGGUGAGGGUGUCAUCUUUGCUUAAUUUUCAGCAAUCUGUAGUGUGUUUGUUUUGCACGCAAACACAUGAGAGUGAAAAGUAAGUGCAUCCUGUUAGCUGACCUAGAGAGGCUCAGGGCAGGCACGGGUGGCAGCUGCCGGCCCUCACCCCCUCCUUAGGCUGGGGUGUUACAGGAGGCCGAGUUGGGGGACUGCAUGGAGGGAUGGGGCAGCACAGGCCAGGAGUCUUGGGUGAGCCAGCUCUGCUGCUCACUGCUACUCCAUGUGGUCUGGGCAAGCCCUUCCUUUAGCGAAGCCUCAGUUUCCCCUCUGGCUCCGGGCUCUGUGAGGGCUCAGUCUUCCCUGCCCACCCAGGCUGCCUGGGGCUG
Messenger RNA from Tupaia belangeri chinensis (Chinese tree shrew), 2168 nucleotides. RefSeq lists its product as uncharacterized. The transcript is spliced from 2 exons. The coding region runs from base 630 to 1595 and encodes 321 amino acids. NCBI's taxonomy places the organism in Eukaryota, Metazoa, Chordata, Mammalia, Scandentia, Tupaiidae. The record is from RefSeq and is a predicted model, not a curated record.